This is a messenger RNA of Nerophis lumbriciformis (worm pipefish), 3267 nucleotides long. NCBI's taxonomy places the organism in Eukaryota, Metazoa, Chordata, Actinopteri, Syngnathiformes, Syngnathidae. The record is from RefSeq and is a predicted model, not a curated record.
AUGGCGAGCUUGGCUGAUGUCGGUUGGAAACUGCUGGAAUUUAAAGCCCGAUCGAAACGAUCAGGAUCCAUCUAUGAGCCCCUCAAGCUGUCCAUCCUUCACCGCGAGGAUGAGCCCCUGUGGGAGAAGCUGGACCGCUACUACAAUGCUGUCAAAAUCACCAUCCUCAACUACCAGAGUCCCACCACUGGCCUGUUCCCAAUCAAGACUUGCUCCACCUGUAAAGAGGCCAAGGUGCGGGACUCCCUCUACUGUGCUGCGGGAGCAUGGGCCUUGGCCUUAGCUUACCGGCGCAUUGAUGAUGACAUGGGACGCACUCAUGAACUGGAACACUCAGCCAUCAAGUGCAUGAGAGGAAUUCUCUACUGCUACAUGAGGCAAGCUCAUAAGGUUGAGCAGUUUAAGCAGGACCCCAGCCCCUCCAAAUGUCUGCACUCCAUGUUCAAUGUGGACACUGGUGAUGAGAUCCACACCUAUGAUGAAUACCACCACCUGCAGAUCGAUGCCGUCUCACUGUUCCUGCUGUACCUGGUGGAGAUGAUCUGCUCCGGCCUGCAGAUUAUCUACAACACCGACGAGGUGUCCUUUAUCCAGAACCUUGUGUUCUGCGUAGAGAGAGCUUACCGAGUGCCAGACUAUGGCAUGUGGGAGCGAGGCAGCAAGUAUAACAAUGGCAGCACUGAGCUGCAUUCAAGCUCUGUCGGCCUGGCCAAGGCUGCUCUGGAGGCUAUCAAUGGAUUUAACCUGUUUGGAAACCAGGGUUGCUCCUGGUCGGUGAUCUUUGUGGAUCUGGACGCCCACAACCGAAACAGGCAAACGUUGUGUUCACUGCUGCCACGAGAGUCACGCUCUCAUAAUACAGACGCAGCUUUACUGCCCACCAUCAGCUACCCGGCUUUUGCUGUGGAUGACGAUGCUCUCUACAGUCAGACACUGGACAAAAUCGUCCGCAAGUUGCGUGGCAAGUACGGCUUCAAGCGCUUCCUCCGUGAUGGAUACCGUACCUCCAAUGAGGACAAGGAUCGUCGAUACUACAAACCUGCCGAAAUGAAGCUCUUUGAUGGGAUCGAGUGUGAGUUUCCCAUAUUCUUCAUCUUCAUGAUGAUUGACGGGGUGUUCAGAGGGAACCAUGCUCAGGUGAAAGAGUACCAGGACCUCCUUGAGCCCAUCAUCUUUCAGUCUUACGAGGGCCACGCUGUAGUCCCCAAGUACUACUACGUGCCUGCCGACUUUGUAGAGGCCGAGCAAAAGCAGCAUGGUAGCCAAAAGCGCUUCCCUAGCAACUCAGGACGUGACGGCAAGCUUUUCUUAUGGGGUCAAGCCCUCUACAACAUUGCUAAGCUGUUAGUUGAUGAACUGAUCAGCCCCAAGGACAUCGACCCCAUCCAUCGUUAUGUUCCCCGUCAGGACCAGCGCAACGUCAGCAUGCGCUACUCCAACCAGGGCCCCAUAGAGAAUGAUGUUGUGGUCCAUGUGUCGCUGAUAGCCGAGAGCCAAAGGCUUCAGGUGUUCCUGAACACAUACGGUAUUCAGACGCAGACACCGCAGCAGGUGGAGCCCAUCCAAAUCUGGCCACAGAAGGAGUUGGUCAAGGCUUACCGUUUCCUGGCUGUCAACAAAAAACUGGGCCUGAGUGGGCGUCCAGAUCGACCCGUGGGCUGUAUUGGAACCUCCAAGAUUUACCGCAUCCUGGGCAAGACGGUGGUGUGCUACCCGAUUGUCUUUGAUCUGAGCGACUUUUACUUGUCUCAGGAUGUCAUGCUGCUGAUCGACGAUAUUAAGAACGCCCUCCAGUUCAUCAAGCAGUGUUGGAAGAUGCAGGGACGACCUCUCUUCUUAGUGCUCAUCCACGAGGACAACAUCAAGGGAAGUCGCUUCAAUCCGGUGUUGGACAUGCUGGCAUCCUUCAAGAAGGGCCACAUCGGAGGGGUCAAAGUUCAUGUGGACAGACUUCAGACUCUGAUCUCCGGAGCUGUGGUAGAACAGUUGGACUUCCUGCGUGUCAACGAGGCUGAAAUCCCGGAGUUCCGAAGUUUCGAAGAGCUGGAGCUUCCCAAACACUCCAAAGUCAAGCGACAGACCAGCACGCCCAAUGCCUCCGACUUGGAGCAACAGCCCGAGAUCAGCGUGGACGAGUGGCUGCACAAGCCUACAGACGAGGUCCUCCAAAAGUUUCACGAUUGUGACUGCUUGGCCAGCCAAGCUCAGCUCGCCGGAAUCCUGUUGAGGAGGGAAGGAUCGCACUUUCUUACUAAAGAUGAGAAUCUGAUGGAAGAGCUGGAGAGGAUCUACCGACAAGCUGGCACCCGGAAGCUUUGGUCUGUUGUCCGUCUUGCUGCCAGUCUGUUAACUAAGCUAGUGGACAGCCUUGCCCCCAGUAUUACUAGUGUUUUAGUGCAUGGCAAGCAGGUGACCCUGGGCGUGUUCGGCAAUGAGGAGGAGGUGAUUUCAAACCCGCUGUCUCCCAGCGUUAUCCAGGGCAUCAUCUACAGCAAGUGCUGCCCACUUGGGGGCGAGCGCGAGGCCGUCCUUCAGCAGGAGCUUGUCAUCCAUAUUGGAUGGAUCAUCUCCAACAGCCCAGAGCUUUUCAGUGGCAUGCUCAAGAUCCGAGUUGGGUGGAUUGUCCAGGCCAUGAAACAGGAGUUGAAAAUCCGAGCUGGAGACAUGCCCCCCCAGGACAUCUACCAGCUAUCCCCCAGCGACAUCAAGCAGCUCCUACUCGACGUGCUGCAGCCUCAGCACACGGGCAGGUCUUGGCUCCACCGCCGUCAGAUCGACGGUUCGCUGAAUAGAACUCCUCUGGGCUUUUAUGACCGCGUCUGGCAAAUCCUGGAGCGGACCCCCAAUGGGAUCCUGGUCGGUGGGACGCACCUCCCUCAGCAACCGACGUUGUCUGACAUGACCAUGUACGAGAUGAACUUCUCUCUCCUGGUGGAGGACAUGCUGAAGAGUAUCGUCCUGCCCGAAUACAGACAGACCAUCGUGGAGCUGCUGAUGGUGGUAUCCAUUGUACUGGAGAGAAACCCAGAAGUGGACUUUGCAGAAAAAGUGGACCUGGACAGUCUGGUGAAGGACGCAUUUGCAGACUUCCAACGGGAUCACAGUCGCUCAGAAUGCAUUGAGAAACAGGACGACCCCCAGGCCUUCUACAACACUCCACCUGUAGGCCGGAGGGGCACCUCAAGCUACCUGACCAAGGCCGUCAUGACCCUGCUGCUGCAGGGUGACGUGAAGCCCUGCAAGGACGACCCAUGUUCUGUUAGCUAG